AUGACUGCCGAGAUAACAUUGGUUCAAGAGAUACAAAAGUAUCCAUGUCUCUAUAAUAAUAACUUGCCAGAGUACAAUCGUAAGGAUUUAACAGAGGAGGCAUGGGCCGAAGUCGCGCACAACAAUAAUCUUACAGUAAGCGAGUGUAAAGAAAAAUGGAGAAACAUCCGAUGUUCGUUUUUAAGAAGUAUGAAGCCUUCUGCGAAAUACAAAAAGCCAUAUUAUUUGACUGCUUAUCUACAGUUUGUUAUGCCGUUUAUGAAAUCAUUAAAUAAUUUAGAAAUUAUCGAAGAAACUCAAGCAAACGAAACGAACACUCCAACAACGGAAAUUAUAAUAAGUGCGGUAAAAUCGGAGCCGGAGGAUGAUUUUGAAGAUCUAUCCGAUGGGGAGCACACGACUAUGGAAAUCCCCGUAACAAAAGCUGAAACUAUAAGUACGCAGUCAUUAAUAUCACCUCAACAGACUAUAGCCUUUCGAAAACGCAGACGUCCUGCCUCAUUGCAAAAAACAUUCACAGAUAAAAUUAUUAAAAAAGUAAAAUACAAUCAAGGGCAAAUGAUUAAACCUGUUUCAGCCGAUUCAAGUCGAGGGAACAACAACGCGUUGCGAUACUUCCUAUUUAGUCUUCUACCUGAAUUUGAAACUAUGUCUAGCGAACAGAUAAGACUUUUUAAAAUUAAGGUUAUGUUGCUUAUUGAUGAACUGAAAACAAACGAUAAAAGGAUAAGAAAAAGCAUCAACAGUGGGAGCGAGUCGGAACGUCUUCACAAACGUUUAAUAAAUUUGCUUUUAAGGAACCUUAAAAAAUUUUCAUAA
Messenger RNA from Parnassius mnemosyne (clouded apollo), 819 nucleotides. The record is from the annotation of a GenBank genome assembly. Lineage: Eukaryota; Metazoa; Arthropoda; Insecta; Lepidoptera; Papilionidae.